Molecule: messenger RNA, 7730 nt
Organism: Centropristis striata (black sea bass)
Lineage: Eukaryota; Metazoa; Chordata; Actinopteri; Perciformes; Serranidae
Gene: prkacbb
Product: protein kinase, cAMP-dependent, catalytic, beta b
Exons: 9
Coding region: 5242-6330 (362 amino acids)
Biological process (GO): peptidyl-serine phosphorylation
Cellular component (GO): nucleus; cAMP-dependent protein kinase complex
Molecular function (GO): cAMP-dependent protein kinase activity; ATP binding
Source: RefSeq, a predicted model, not a curated record
ACAUUUCUCUAGUAUAAAGAAAAAUCUUUGCCAAUGCAGUCAAUGUUAAAACGGUAUACAUAUUUUUUCUCCAUAUUUUGGUCGUGAGUGAUGAGGCUUUGCAGGGCCAAUCAGUUGGCCGCUUUUGGAAAACGUAAACAAUAUUCCAAGAUGUCUGCACCCUUUCUAUCAACAUUGAUUAAGGAAGAGGAAAAUGUCCUUCUACAACAGUGCGUAAAAGGGGUGGUAAACAAUGCUAUAUGCAUAUUUGGUCCUUAGGCGCAAAGGGACAGAUGCAUUUUACACAAACAUGGUGAAACUGCUUCAAACGGUGGGUUGGCUUGCAGGGUGAGAGUAAGGAAAUAGCAGAAAAAAGAAAGAAAAAAAACACAUUGUAUAGAAAUUGACUUUGACAAUAUUCCCAAAGACGCUGGGUUUCACUCCACUUGCUACAGGCGGUUUGUAGACAAAAAUCGGUUGAGUCUGUAUUACCAGGUAGUAGUAACACAACAAGUAAAAGUUUGAGUGAGACAGGCAAACGUCGGAAAGGUCACCUGACAAAACCACUGCCACAAAGUAGGUAACAAAAUAAAGGCAAAAUACACAAAAACACAAGUUGUGAAUUGAGGGUAAUUCAUUUUAAGUUGAAGUACAAAAAAAGCCAUAUUUAUGUUUCCAGAGCUAACUUUCAAUUAACAUUACAUUAUUUAUUGAAUAUUCAUGGUACAUUCAAGAGUCAUUUAAGUAAUAUUUUGCAUAUAUGUACACAUACAUGGAUGAAUAUAUGUGAAACACUGCUUGGUUGGCGACAGAUGACACUGACUGAAACCUCCUGGUUGCUCUUUUUAUUAAAACACGCCUAGAUCCUCAGGCAGGACUGGUAGAGCAGCAGUGUUUUCUACAAGCUGCUUUAAUUGCUCAUAAUUGACUUGUAUGAUCUGUAACAUAUAAUAAAGCAGGGAGAGUCUGCAUUAAGAUUGAUGGGAGUUGCCACUAGGGUGGGACGAUUAAUCGCAUGUUAUUUCCAGCUAUGAUUAUGGCUUCCAAAAUAAUGAAAAUAAGAUUAGUGAUAUAAAAUGAUUAUUGUGCCGCAUUCAGUUUAAUUGAAAAUAUUUUUAGUAGCUUUCAGUAGGUGGUGGAAAUGUACAAAUUUUAACGAUUUUUUUAUGUUAUGUAUUUAAAUAUAUAUGUAAUUGAUUAAUCUAACUUCAUUUUAAUUUGUUUUUCAGUUUAAUUAUAUGCAAAAUUAAAGAUAAUGCACUGUUAAAAAGGCAAGAUUUAUAAAAAAAAAGUGUGCAUGAUAUUUUCUGAGUCUGUAAUAAGUUGUGUUAAAUAGUUAUGAUCUCAAUAUUCAAUAAUGCUUAUAGUUUUUUCAAAGUCAAGCAUCCCUCGCUGCAACUACUGAAACAAAAUCACUGAAUGUUAUGUUGUAUUAAUGAUAACUAUGCUAAACCGUGUAUGGAUCCUUCUGGACCAGGUAAUUAUGACAAUAAUAUUUUGGAUUUAUGGAGCAGAUGGAGCUAUUCUCUUUGAUGGCAUGGCCAUUAUUCAAGCCUUUUGGUCCAUACUAAGUACCUUCAGAGAGCACGCCAAGACCAUGCUGCAGUAGAGACGAGUGUACACGAAGAGACUUUGUGUUUCAUCAAUAUCUAGAAAUUAUUAUUAAAAUUCUAGAGUGGUUAUGUGGGCCUCGAGGCGGUACACAACUGAUGCUAAUUUAGAUGGGAUGGGUUUCUAUCCAAUGGAAAAACUGGCAGAAUUUCUCUAUUGUAUGAUGUGAUGCUGAUCCUUCUACUCUGGGCAAGGACUUCAGCUUCUACAUAGCACAUAGACAACUGUGUGACUGUGUGACUUUAAGUGAAGGUUUGCAAACUCGCAGUGCUAUAGUAGAUCUGACAUGUCAUCAUGAGGAAUGUGACACCAGGGUGUUUUUACAUGCACAAUAUGUUGCACAGUAAUAAUCAAACUGUAGUCAUGAAGAGCCCUGAUGCUGAUUUGCCAGUGAUUGCUGUAGGUCUGCAGACAGAUUUACCGUGUAGGUUGUAUUUUUUCACGGGAGUUGGAGACAGAACGAGGGUCACUGACUUAUCUAAGGUGUCACCAGCUCUUGGCACCACUGUGUGUUCGCCAGUUAUUGGAAUUCAUCUCAGGUUGUAGAGAAGAGAGGCAUUUUCUGUAGCUUACACACAGUUGUGCAAAUCUGGGUAGCAGUUUAAACCUGGACUUUGAACUACUUUGUGAAUAUGUGUGCCACCUGUACAGCGAGACAUCUGUUGAAAAUGUCAAUGAUGCAAGAUACAACAUUUCCUGCAUGGCAUCAUCAGCUUAACUAUCCAUGCACCUGAGAGGUGAUGCCUGUAUGGGCAAACUACCAAGCAAAAAUAAUUAAGCAUUUUCCUAAAGGUAUAAUGUGUGCCCCUUUCACUUGUUGGCAGUGGUUGGCACCUUGAGGCUGAGGCGUUAACAGUGACCCGGAUGAGUAGAAAUCUUGGCCUCUGAAAACGUGCUGCAGGUAGUCCACUGCAGUUGCAAGCGAGGCAAAUGUGAGACAGGAAGAUAUUCCUGUAUGUCUUAUGUCUUAUACUGAUGUUGGUGCCAAAAUUGUGCAAAUGUUUCCAAGGAAACAGAGGAAAGAGCUACAUUGGAUGAAGGCUCUGAUGAUAGUGAUAGGGCUGAUAGUGAUGAGUAAGAGACGUGCCGUGUUACCCUGGAGAUGGUCCGCACCAUUGCAGUCUGCGUGGUCGUGCACAGGACUUCUCACUGAGAAGGGCGAUUCGGAAGGAGAAGUAUCGCUGGAUUUUGGGAUUGAAUACCUGGCUGGUUGUACGCUUGCUGUAUCGAUGCACUCAGAGGACCCCGCCAACCUAUUUAUAUGUGAGGCAGUCGGUACAUUUAUUGUUUUUUAUACCCACAACCUCAGCUUUGUUAGUGUCAUGGUCAGCCAACUGAGAUAAAUUGUAAUGCAUGUAAGGAUGAGAAAUACUGUGACUUUUAAACAUAAUACCAUGACAAAUUCUGGGCUAAAUUUGAGUUGUAUAAUGGAUCUUUGGUAGAAUUGUCCAUUGUUGGCAUUAUUCAAAAUUAAGAGCGAGAUUUUGACAAAUUUCAGCCAUCUUUUUUUCUUCCUCUGAUUUUACAGUCACUACUGAAAAUGUUGGCACAUAUGUGUUUAGCAAAAAUGUACUAUGUGCAUAUUUUAACUUAGCUUGGUGCCAGUCACUGACGUUAAAUGUGUUUUAUAUUAAUUUGCCACAUUUCAUUUUCUGAAUUGACAGUUGAGCAUGCCAAUGCACCAGCACUUGUUUCAGAUGUAUUUUAUUUGAUAUAUUUUUAAAUUCACAUUUAUAAACAUUUAUGGAUCUUUUAACUCAAAGCCCAUGCAAUGUCAAUGCAAAAACACAUUUAAAAAGUAUUGCCCAAGUGUGGAAAUUAAAAUCGUAUUUCACCUUAUGGCCUAGUAAGGGUACAGGCCAACUUAACUCAACCAUGUUAUGCUUGUCUGGAUUUUGGCAUUGCUGGUAGGAAGGGGUGGCCCACUGUGCUGGCUUUGGACUAUUUUUCCCUGUAGGUACACAAUGUUGGAGUGAUGCUUGUGCCUACAAAAAUAUCUUGUAUGUCAGAUCUCAUUUUUUAAAACUGUUUAUAGUAUCUUUGUUGGAUAAGGGAUUUUAAGUAAUUGUGAGUGUGAUUUUGUUGGUCUGCAACUAACUGUUUUUCAUUAUCAGUUUGUCUGCAGGUUCUUCUCUUGAUUACUCAUGUGGUUUAUAAAAUGUCACAGUAGAGCUGCCAUGUUUAGUAAUGUUUUACCCUUAAUCUGUUGGUCGUCAGAAAAUGUAUCAACAUUUAUCAAAAUAUGGUUCAAGGGUACGGCUGAGAUGUCCUAGCCUGUAAAUUGUAUUCUACAGACUUAAGAAAGAAUCUUUGUUUGGUAUAGAUCCCCACAAAAAUUCACACCACGAUCAUUUUUAUAUAUUUUGAAUGAAAAGUAGAAUAUUGAUGCAAAUAUCACCAUUACCUCCAGUGUUGUGAAUGAUUUUGCAAUUGCACUCAGUCAAAGUAAUUGCAGUGAGAUACUUUUUCCAAAUCGUGCACCCCGAUUCCAGCGUUUGAGGACAGUUUGUUGGACAUUAUCAUCUUGGGAUUGUGGAAAAUUGUGACGUUUCAUUGAAUGGUUGUUACUGUCAGCAAAUCAAAGCUAAAAUGUGGAAAUGUUUGGUAUUUUUGACUGAAAAAUGACCGUGAACAAAAUAAGACUAUAUGCAAAUUUGUUUUCUGUAAUUACUACUAGUUCUAGUUUUCUAAAAGCAGCCAUCAUAAUUUCAAAGCAGAUAUCAGGAGAGACGUUGUCAGAUUAUGUUGCAGGAAUAAAACCCCUCAUUAUAAGCCUCAGAAGGGUCAAAAGCUUUGCGGUAUAAAGUAGGUUUUGAGCGCUUUGUUCUCUAGUAUGUGGUGUUAUCUUGUCAAUCUGACCUAAUAUGCACGACUGAAUAUCUGCUACAUGGUAGACAGUCAGUCUCUGUUUAAAUUCCUCAAGUGAACGUCAACUCUGUUCUCAUUCCUGUUGCUUUUAAUCACUACAUAUGCUUCAUGGUUGUUGAUGUGUUAUACUUGUUGUUAUGUACAUGAACUCUAUAUUUCUCUCUGUCUUCUCUUCUGUAUCAUCCCAUCCAUGUGGGUGAUUGUUCCUGCAAAACCUUGGUGAUCAAUAGAGACUUUUGGUACGCUCAUUCCCCCAAAAGAUGACCAGAAUGGCAGAAUGGCAUUGGUCUCAUUGAGAUGACUUGCUAGAUGUGCUUGCUUUUAAUGUGUGCUUUGAUAAUGAGUCAGUGUUUCUGUUAUCCACAUUCUCUCAAUCUGGAUUUUCCAUACAUUGGUUUGUCUUUGCUUACCAUUUUUUAUGCUGUGUUUAAUAGCCUUCCCCCAAACUGUAUCGAGUGAUGCACAAGAUGAUCAGAUAAACUUCCCCUGUAAUUCUAAGUGUUGUGCUGCCCCCUCCCAUUUUGAAUAAGGCUACUAAAUAACAUAAAUGCAUCACUAGUCUGCCUGUCUUGGAUGUUGUUGUCUUGUGUUUGUGUUUUGUAUUAUCUUUAGAGCAAAGUAUUUUUAGUAUUCUAUGUAAUGUAUAAUAUCCAGAUGAGAGUUGACUUUGCCCAUGUUCUGCUCCGUUGAUUUAAAGUUUGAUAUCCAUUUCCUACAUUUUGUUCCUUUCCCCCUCUAAUACGAUAGCAUUUGAUCUUUUUGCCAGUUUAACCUAAAACCCAAAUGUGUUUUUAUGCCAUUUUGUUUUCCACCAGACAAGAGCUAUAUGCUAACUGUAUCUGCUUGGCUCCUUUUUUUUUAGUGAAAGAGUUUCUAGCCAAAGCCAAAGAAGAUUUCUUACGGAAAUGGGAAUGCCCACCACAGAGCACAACGUGCCUAGAUGACUUUGAAAGAUUAAAGACCCUGGGUACUGGCUCAUUUGGAAGAGUCAUGCUGGUCAAACACAAAGGAACAGAGCAAUACUUUGCCAUGAAAAUACUGGACAAGCAGAAGGUGGUCAAACUCAAGCAAAUAGAACACACAUUAAACGAGAAGAGGAUAUUACAGGCUGUGAGCUUCCCCUUUCUCGUCAAACUUGAGUAUGCGUUUAAGGACAACUCCAAUUUGUACAUGGUGAUGGAGUACGUUCCAGGAGGAGAAAUGUUCUCACACCUAAGACGAAUUGGAAGGUUCAGUGAACCACAUGCACGGUUUUAUGCCGCCCAGAUAGUGCUGACAUUUGAGUACCUCCAUUCACUAGAUCUCAUAUACAGAGAUCUGAAACCUGAGAACCUUCUCAUUGACCACCACGGCUACAUUCAGGUGACAGACUUUGGAUUUGCCAAGCGGGUAAAAGGCAGGACUUGGACGUUGUGUGGGACACCGGAGUACCUGGCACCAGAAAUCAUUCUCAGCAAAGGCUAUAACAAAGCUGUGGACUGGUGGGCCCUUGGAGUCCUAAUCUAUGAAAUGGCAGCUGGAUACCCUCCAUUCUUUGCAGAUCAGCCGAUUCAGAUCUAUGAGAAGAUCGUGUCUGGGAAGGUACGAUUCCCGUCCCACUUCAGCUCCGACUUAAAGGACCUGUUGAGAAACCUGCUGCAGGUGGAUCUGACCAAACGUUACGGCAACCUGAAGAACGGAGUCAACGACAUCAAGGGCCAUAAAUGGUUCGCCACAACAGACUGGAUCGCAAUCUACGAGAGAAAGGUGGAAGCUCCUUUCAUACCAAAGUGCAGAGGCCCAGGGGACACCAGCAACUUUGAUGACUACGAGGAGGAGGAAAUCCGCGUUUCUUUAACAGAAAAAUGCGCAAAGGAGUUUGCAGAGUUUUAGGAUGCGAGAACAUGGAUAUAUCAGGGAAAUAAGGGGAUCUUUGCACUCUUCUAAAGACUUGGGAUGGAGCAGAGACCAUCGUUUUUCAGAUCUACUACAUAGUCCCUUCAUUCCAUAAGGCUGAAUGAGGUCGCCAUGAUCCUUGGGUGCCGAUAACCUCUCACUGUCACAUACACCUGCGUAUUAAAGCAGACACACCACUUUUUUCUUUUUCUUUUGUACCUACCCACUGUUUUUUGGUUGUUUUUUUUUUACUUUGAAGCAGUUAGUCUUGGAUGUUGUUAUCCCCUUUUUAAAAUGUGAUAUUUUUCAAUUUAUGAGGAAAAACUGAGACAAUGGCCAAUAAUAGUCCACACAUUGUAACUGACCUGUCGACGGCAGCCUGACACACAUUUGUGCUUGUGUGUUUAGUAGGCUAUCCCCUCCACUCUUCAAUAGUGUAUAUUUAAUGGUCUGUUACAAGUCCACAUUGCAUUGGCUAUUGUAAAAUUCUGGCCGGCUAUUGGAGGUAGCAUUCGUCCUAUGUGCAUAUCUGUCAGUUUUGUAAGACGUUUGAACACGUUGAGUGUUGAAAGCAUGACCAAAUAGAAAACAUUGGGUGACACAAGAAGAAAGGAAAGUUCUUUCCUUUCUUUGCUUUUGACCUAGAGAGCCGAGUCCUCUGACCCCCAACAAAAGCAUCCAUCCACUGUCUUCUUCUGACCCAGGCACAGCAAAUCAUCGCAGAAAAUGACAAACCUUGUUACAUUAGUAAAAUGCAAAUCGAGUUGUUUGUUUGAUCCUUGUGGAUCUGUUAGUUACAUGUAAAAUUUGUCAUUUGGUAUCUAACUAUUCUUUUGUCGCUGUGUCUAACAUUAUAGUCAUAUUGUCCCUAGAUUUCGGGUCUGCUUAUAAAGACCGUUUGUUAUGAGUCUGUGGAACAAUGUGACUUCAGUUAACUGAAAAGAGUGAAGUGAAAUCCUUUUUAGGAUUUUUAUUGAGUGUAAUGUUAAGCUGAGAAGGUCGGUGUGAAUAUGUUGCGGCUGUGGGCCUCAACAUUGUCAGUUAAAAAAGUACAGAAUUUGUAAUGUAUUAAAUCAAAGAUGUUUUUAAAUCUUACGAAACAGGAACACAAAACUGCAUAUUUACCGUAUUCUCCCUGAUGCCACCCCCGGACUGAUUACUUCGUUUCAUUCUUAUGGAAGAAUGUAGAUUUGCAACUUAUAGGUAUGCAUAUUUGAAGGCUUGAUUUCAAGGUACAGUUUUCCUCACAAUACACUGGCUAAAAUAAAGACUGCUCCUUUGUAUCACAUGUAACCCUGUUAUUGUUAAACUCAUUACAUCAUACGUAUAUACAUUGUUUCAUAUAUGUUUUUAUUUAUACACAUUAGAGAUGCUAAUAAAUUUUAUUUUUAAAAGUG